Molecule: messenger RNA, 2055 nt
Organism: Diceros bicornis minor
Lineage: Eukaryota; Metazoa; Chordata; Mammalia; Perissodactyla; Rhinocerotidae
Gene: LMBRD1
Product: LMBR1 domain containing 1
Exons: 16
Coding region: 77-1702 (541 amino acids)
Biological process (GO): protein localization to vacuole
Cellular component (GO): vacuolar membrane
Source: RefSeq, a predicted model, not a curated record
GCCCCUCCGCCCCCUUAACCUUUAGGGUGCGCGGCGCCCCGCCUCUCCCCUGCCGGGUCCGCGGACAGGAGCGAAGAUGGCGGCGGUCGGCGCGGCCUCAGCGGACCUGGUGAUCGGCUGGUGCAUCUUCGGCCUCCUGCUCCUGGCUGUUUUGGCAUUCUGCUGGAUAUAUGUUCGUAAAUACCAAAGUCAGAGGGAAAGUGAAGUUGUCUCCACCAUAACAGCAAUUUUUUCUCUGGCGAUUGCUCUGAUCACAUCAGCACUUCUACCAGUGGAUAUAUUUUUGGUUUCUUACAUGAAAAAUCAAAAUGGUACAUUUAAGGACUGGGCUAAUGCUAAUGUCAGCAGACAGAUCGAGGACACUGUGUUGUAUGCUUACUAUACCUUAUAUUCUGUUAUAUUAUUCUGUGUGUUCUUCUGGAUCCCUUUUGUCUACUUCUAUUAUGAAGAAAAGGAUGAUGAUGAUACUGGUAAAUGCACUCAAGUUAAAACGGCCCUCAAAUAUACUGUGGGGUUUGCUGUGAUCUGUGCACUUCUUCUUUUAGUCGGUGCUUUUGUUCCAUUGAAUGUUCCCAAUAAAAAAAAUUCUACAGAGUGGGAAAAAGUGAAGUUCCUGUUUGAAGAACUUGGAAGUAGUCACGGUUUAGCUGCCUUGUCAUUUUCCAUUAGUUCUCUGACCUUGAUCGGAAUGUUGGCAGCUAUAACUUAUACAGCUUAUGGCAUGUCGGCAUUACCUUUAAAUCUGAUCAAAGGUACCAGAAGUGCUGCUUAUGAACGUUUGGAAAACACUGAGGACAUCGAAGAAGUGGAGCAGCACAUUCAAACGAUUAAAUCAAAGAGCAAAGAUGGUCGACCUUUGCCAGCAAGGGAUAAACGCGCCUUAAAACAGUUUGAAGAAAGGUUGCGAACACUUAGGAAGAGAGAGAGGCACUUGGAGUUCAUUGAAAACAGCUGGUGGACGAAGUUUUGUGGCGCUCUGCGUCCCCUGAAGAUCAUUUGGGGAAUAUUUUUCAUCUUAGUUGCAUUGCUGUUUGUAAUUUCUCUCUUCCUGUCAAAUUUGGAUAAAGCUCUCCAUUCAACUGGAAUAGAUUCUGGUUUCAUAAUUUUUGGAGCUAACCUGAGUAAUCCACUGAAUAUGCUUUUGCCUUUACUGCAAACAGUUUUUCCUCUUGAUUAUAUUCUUAUAACAAUUAUUAUUAUGUACUUUAUUUUUACUUCAAUGGCGGGGAUUCGAAAUAUUGGCAUAUGGUUCUUUUGGAUUAGAUUGUAUAAAAUCAGAAGAGGUAGGACCCGGCCCCAGGCACUCCUCUUUCUCUGCAUGAUUCUUCUGCUGAUUGUCCUUCACACUAGCUAUAUGAUUUACAGUCUUGCUCCCCAGUAUGUCAUGUACGGAAGCCAAAAUUACUUAAUAGAGAGCAAUAUAACUUAUGGUGGCCGUAACAGGAAUUCAACCCUUUCUGUGCCAAAAAGAUGUGAUGCAGAUGCCCCUGAAGAUCAGUGCACUGUUACCCGGACGUACCUCUUCCUUCACAAGUUCUGGUUCUUCAGUGCUGCAUACUAUUUUGGUAACUGGGCCUUUCUUGGGGUCUUCUUGAUUGGAUUGAUCGUGUCCUGUUGUAAAGGGAAGAAGUCCGUGAUUGAAGGGGCAGACGAGGACGAUUCCGACAUCAGCGACGAUGAGCCCUCCGUCUAUUCCGUCUGACAGCCUCCGUCUUAAAGGUUUUAUAAAGCUGACUAAAUAUCUGUUGUGCAUUUUUAAAGUGUUAAACUAAUGUUAGGAUGAACUGACUAGCUUUCAUCAAAAAUGGGAGCAUGGCUAUUAAAAAAAACUAUAUUUUUUAUGUUUUCUGAAGUAACAUUAUUGUAUCAUAGAUUACCAUUUAAAAUUGCUGUAAUAAUACUAUGUAAAUAUAAAACUACUGGCUUUAUGAGGGAAUGUUUGUGGAAAUUUUUUUUCCUCUAGUGUAUAAUAGUGUUGAAUUGAUUAAAAAUCUUCCAGAAUUAAUAUUCUCUUUUGUCACUUUUUAAAAACCUAAUAAAUUACUUGUAUCUGUG